AUGCCUGCUUUCCAGAAGCUCACACUCUGUAGCUACGACAGAAACACAAACAGCAUCUUCCCGGCCCUGGUACUGCACGACAAGGAGGAGGUGACCGUCACGGCGUACAAGACCAACGCCUUCAUUAAGGCAGCCGGAGUCAACGUGGAGCCCUUCUGGCCUGGCUCUUUCGCCAAGGCUGUGGCCAAAAUCAAUGUCAGGCCGGUAGACCCACUCCCGCAGCAGGUGCUGCCCCCCACGGGAGGCCAUGUGCCCACCACGGCCGCUAGUGCAGCUGAGGAAAAGAAAGUGGAAGUCAAGAAGGAAGAAUCCGAGGAGUCUGAUGACAACAUGGGCUUUGGGCUUUUUUACUAA
Ochotona princeps (American pika) is the source of this 354-nucleotide messenger RNA. Its product is annotated as large ribosomal subunit protein P1-like. The record is from RefSeq and is a predicted model, not a curated record. The coding region runs from base 1 to 354 and encodes 117 amino acids. NCBI's taxonomy places the organism in Eukaryota, Metazoa, Chordata, Mammalia, Lagomorpha, Ochotonidae. Gene Ontology annotation, molecular function: ribonucleoprotein complex binding; structural constituent of ribosome; protein kinase activator activity. Gene Ontology annotation, cellular component: cytosolic large ribosomal subunit. The transcript has 2 exons. Gene Ontology annotation, biological process: cytoplasmic translation.